GCCAAACCAAGGUGCAUUAUAAUACAAGAGGACACACCCUUAAGGAGAAACAUCAUACACAUUUUCAGUUUCAUAGAGAGAAAAAAAAGUAAAAAGAGUCAAUAUUAUAUCUUUUCAAUUAUAUUCUACAAUCUUCUUAUUCUUCUAAGCUUUGUAUUUCAUUGAGAAGCUAGCCAAAAAGAAUAUGGCUACUAUGGGGCAUGGUUUGAACCUGAAGGAGACUGAGCUUUGUCUGGGUCUGCCUGGUGGUGGCGGCGGCGGCGGUGGAGGUGGCUCUGAGGUGGAAACUCCAAGGGCUUCUGGAAAGAGAGGUUUCUCUGAGACAGUUGAUCUGAAGCUUAAUCUUCAAACCAAGGAAGAUCUGAAUGAGAAGAGUGCUUCAAAGGAGAAGACCCUCCUUAAGGACCCUGCUAAGCCACCAGCUAAGGCUCAAGUAGUUGGUUGGCCACCAGUGAGGUCAUACAGGAAGAACAUGAUGGCACAAAAGGUUAACAAUACUGAGGACACUGAGAAGACAACAAGUAACACUACUGCUGCUGCUUUUGUUAAGGUUUCCAUGGAUGGAGCACCUUACCUUCGUAAGGUUGACUUGACAAUGUACAAAACCUACAAAGAUUUAUCUGAUGCCUUAGCCAAAAUGUUCAGCUCCUUCACCACUGGUAACUAUGGGGCCCAAGGAAUGAUAGACUUCAUGAAUGAGAGCAAGUUGAUGGAUCUUCUUAACAGCUCUGAGUAUGUGCCAACCUAUGAAGAUAAGGAUGGCGACUGGAUGCUCGUGGGAGAUGUCCCAUGGGAGAUGUUUGUUGGAUCAUGCAAGCGUCUUCGCAUAAUGAAAGGAUCAGAAGCUAUUGGACUUGCACCAAGAGCAAUGGAGAAAUGCAAAAACCGAAGCUGAAUUUGGUCUAAAUACAUAUCAUAUCCUCCUAUAUCGAAGUCCCGUACCAAAGUGGACCUAUAUGAAAAGAUAUAUGAAGCACUACCUGUGGAUUGGAGUGUUAGUUUGGAUGUGUCUUCACUGUUUUUGUUUUGUUCGUAUAUAGAUUCAAACUUUAAUUUUAAGUAUUUGUAAUCGACAAGAAGCAAUAAACUUAACCACCUAUAUACUAUUGUAGUUUGCCUUGUUUAAUUAUUAUUAUUAUGUGAUUGCUUCCAUGCUGUCAUGUUUGUUGUGUGCUAUAUAUAUAUUAUUAUAUACUUUGAAUUUUAAUGCAUAUUUUAUUUCCUGAAA
Messenger RNA from Medicago truncatula (barrel medic), 1228 nucleotides. Its product is annotated as auxin-responsive protein IAA14. Gene Ontology annotation, cellular component: nucleus. The transcript is spliced from 5 exons. Lineage: Eukaryota; Viridiplantae; Streptophyta; Magnoliopsida; Fabales; Fabaceae. Gene Ontology annotation, biological process: regulation of DNA-templated transcription. The coding region runs from base 185 to 895 and encodes 236 amino acids. The record is from RefSeq and is a predicted model, not a curated record.